AUGACUUUCAAGGUUUGGCAGGCUGUCGGGAAAAUUAUGUGGAUUUGUCGCGGUAAACUGUCUCGCCUCAUCGCUACCGCACAUCAAAUCCCAGCUGCGGCUAGCCGUCGCAAAGCGAUGAUGGGCGAUUUCAAGGUGCGACGAAUCCACAUUAUUUUCCCGACAGACUGCUUAAACCUCAAAGACAUAUCUAGUUAGUAUUUUACAAAUCUUUCUCAAAUUCUUAUUUUCAGCGCUCCACUAUGGACAAUGACAUUACCGUCAACAAUUUCGAUGGGUUUCUUCCCCGGGUCCUCGACAGAAUGGGCCUUGUGGGCGAUGGAAACUUGGCCUACGUCCUUUUCGUCGAACUCGCCCUUCAAUACAACAUGUUGGGCUAUUGUUUUGUGCCCUUCACUUACCGCUACUUUCAUAUGGUGUGGAAAAUCAGGUUUACAAAUUCAGCGUUUGCUUUACUGGUGCUGGUUUACAUAACUCCAAUGACCCUUUUCUCGUUUAUAAUGGCGUAUUUGGCGGGGAAUACGUACUUCAAGAUGACGCAGUUGGUGUCUGCUCCGGAUCCGAAUUGCAUGAGAAAUUUACCAUACUACGACAACAUGAAAUAUCCGGCUGAGGUGAGAAGAACAAAAAAAAUUUAGGCUGAUAUAACGGCAAUCCUCACAAAUUGUUAUGCAUGCUCACUCCUUUCAGCCCUACGCUGCCAUCUUCUCGUCCGCUGUGAUCCCACUUCUCUGGACAAUGGUAGCUCCAUUAUUUCAAGUCUUUUUCAUCUGGCGAAUCUACACAUACUUGAACAACGAUGUGCGAAAAUCCGACUUCUACCGCAAAAUGCAACGGCAAAUCACACGGACGUUGACGGCACAGUCUGUAAUUCCUCUCAUCUUCAUCGCCAUUCCACUAUUUUUCGUGGCCUUCGCCUUGGGCUACGACUUCACCAAGGACUUGUCGCUUCGCGUUUUUUACACUUCUUUGGCCAUAGUUCCGCUGGCCAAUCCGCUGUCGACAAUCCUGCUGGUCAAGAACUUCCGACUGACUGUAACGGACGCAAUAACGGCCACUCAGCAAAGGAUGGGGAGUACGAUGAUGAUGAGUACGGGUAGUGGUGUGGUCAGACGUGUGAGUGUAAAGCAAAGAGGCUGGCCGAGAAAUGGCUUGGAUGGACGGAGAAGCUACGGGAGCGGUUAGUAAUCGACGAUGCGCCAUAGCAAUUUCCUCUUUUCCGUAGAGCUUUAAAAAAGUUACUAACAAUAAGGCAUGGAAACUGUUGUUGUAUAAUGCUGAUAAAUUUGUUUUAAAAAACUCCUAAAAGUAUUGGAGUAUUGGCAUGUCUGCGCGGCGUGUUUGAUCGCGAGAUUGUGAAAUCUUCAUUGUUCGUGUUUGCUAUCCACAAAAAGCUCUUUUUAUUGUCCGAUACAAAGAAUUGCUUCAGAACAGGUGAAUUUUCACUUCUCGCGGGAUCAACUUUAUGGUAUCCGCUUCAGAAGUCGGCAAAAAAAUGAAAAUGGAAGGAGGGACCAAGGUAUUCGUCGGAUACCUUCUGUCGGUAUUCAGGUCGAUAUAUGACUUCGGGCCAGGCCGGUCCGUCCGCUUCAAAUUUGGCCCGAUAGUUUUCAGACUCCAGCCAUUGUAUUCUGGUAUUAUCAAAAAACACCAUUUUGAAGGCGGUUGAGCCUAUUCUUUGUAGCGACAAAUCAUUUUUGGCUCUACUACUCCUACUACUUCUUGCUGAAUCUUGUCAGAUUCUACCGAAACUAGUUUCAAUCAUGUUUCAACUCGAUGUAAUUUCUCAAGUCAGAGAGAGAGACACAGCGGACCCAAAUUGACUUAUAAAGACAUAUAACGACUUAUAUGAACAGAUAAUGACUUAUAAGUCAAAAUAACGUCAAAAGAAGAGGGGCUUAUUUCUCUUUACUUAUAAAAACAAAUAAGAACUUAUAAUAACAAAUAAGUUCUUUGCAAAGAAAACUUUUGAGCGCCAAAUACGCUUUUUGCUUUGUGCACGCGUGAGCUGGACUUGUGAAAUUCUAAGUUUUUGGAACGUCGCGACGUAUUUUUACCUUGGAUCGAUCAAAGUAAGAUGCUUUUAAUCAGCCUUUUUUUUGUUUUGCAAGAGUUUAGAGUGUUUAGAUGAAAAGUCCCGAACGUAAUAGCCUUCCCGUGCAGGGAGCAUGCCAGCCUGAAGAAGAUCCAUCCCCAGAAGAUGUAUAAACAUGCACGAUCAACCAACGGAUUGCUAAAGGAUCCAUUUGCUCAAUUCUGGUAGGUGUUUUUUAACUGUUUUCCACAUUUCAGAGGUCUCGAAAAAACUUCAAGACAAAGUUUUGUUAUAUUGUACUAGGUCCAGGUGAACCCGUUGGGUUUUAAAUAACUGCAAAAAUGGUCAUGGAGGAAUCCAAUGGACAAUGUAUACACGAUGAAUAGAAAGAUGACAUCCGGUAGCUUCAGGUAUGGUUGAUAACAUUCACCUGGACCUAGUACAAUAUCGCAAAUUUCAUGUCUAAAAAUUUUUCCGCCAGAAACCUUUUAGGCAGUUCAAAUUCAUCUGUUUUACUGUUAGUAUGUAACGCAUAAAAAAUUGAGUUUAAGCCGAACUCAUAUUAUAGUUUCCCGAAAAAACUUUUUUCUAAUAUCUCCAAAUAUUUUCAGUGAAACCAGAAGCAUUAGAAGCAAUAAUAUACAUCUACGGCCGCCUACAGAAGCGACGAACGCCCCAUCAAAAAAUCUCAGGUCCUUCGUGCAUUGA
Molecule: messenger RNA, 2743 nt
Organism: Bursaphelenchus xylophilus (pine wood nematode)
Lineage: Eukaryota; Metazoa; Nematoda; Chromadorea; Rhabditida; Aphelenchoididae
Source: the annotation of a GenBank genome assembly